GCUCCUUCACAUCACCAGCCACCAGCUGAUCUUCCAAGUCACUGGAAUGAUCAACUUCCACCUUUCCAGCAUGAGUGGAUCCGGAACACACUAUUUAAGGCCAACCCACGAACCGGCAAGUCAGAACUAGUGUCCCAGCUGAAACUUUGGUGGUAUCCUCCUCAGCCCCCUUUAAUAAACACUCAGCCCCCUGCCUCACCUGACCUCUUCUUCUGUCGGCCCCUUUUCUUAUGGAUGCCGCUGAAGAUGUGGUUAUUUCCUCUUGUCUGUGUUCGCCCAGACUGUGGUAAGCACAGACUAACAGCGGCAGGAAUUUACCGUACUGUGCGUAAGGUCUUGGACAUCGACGGGUGGUAUGACCUUGCCACUGAGUAUCUGGAGUGCAAACGCUGCAAAAAGAAAUAUCCUGCCUGGUCUGAGGACAUCCUAGGACAGCUGGAUAUGGGCCACCGCAGUCAGUUUCCAGCUUUGCUGACAUACAGAUACUCAUGUGACAACCGGGUGCUGAGGAUGAUGAGGGAGAGGACACUGGGCAACAGUGUGACUCAGCUUUACAGGAAGCUGAUGGAACAGCACAGUGAGGCAUGGACACAGCGUGUCUUGCAGUACCUGACUGCCUGCGAACCAUUCACAAGGUCCUCCCUUGUGCAGCCUCCUGUGUUUGCUGAUCCUCCACUUUUACCUGCCCUGCCUAAACCUAAGUGGCUGUUAGCCGUGUAUGCCAGGGAUGUUCUGGGGCGACUGCACGAGGUCAAGGCCAAAUUAACAUCUGUCUUUGGCUGUGUUCUCAAGAUGGAUUCGACAAAAAAGGUCACAAAGAAACUUGCCGGUGCUGCUUCAGGAACAGCUGCCUGGUGCACAAAUGUCGGAAAUUAACACGGCCAGGUCCUUGUCUCUGUGCUGACAGCUGCCGAGGGACAUGGACUGGACUCCAUGGCAGCUGGUCUGAUGAAACGCUACCGAGAGGCAGGAGAGGCAGCCCCAAAAGUGAUGUACGUGGACAGGGACUGCUGCAGUCAGUAUGGCCAAUCGCGGGUGAAGAUCAUGUUUUCGGAGUGGGAUGAGCUUGUAGUGCGCCUCGACAUCUGGCACUUCAUGCGGCGAUUUGCUGCAGGUGUCACGACAGAGGCUCAUCCACUCUACGGGAUCUUCAUGGCACGUCUGUCCACGUGCAUCUUUCAGUGGGAUCCAGAGGAUGUGGCUGCUCUUCGCUCUGCAAAAGAGAGUGACCUGGCGGCAAAGAAGACUGGCCACAUCUCAGAAAAGGCGGUCAGUGCUCGCAUUACCCGGAGGGAGUUGGCACUGCACUGCCGGAGGAGGACCAGGGGGGUGGAGGAGACCGCCAGAUUGAUUGGGUCACUGAUUGAUCAGUUUGACAG
This is a messenger RNA of Carassius carassius (crucian carp), 1379 nucleotides long. RefSeq lists its product as uncharacterized. The transcript has 3 exons. The coding region runs from base 235 to 876 and encodes 213 amino acids. Lineage: Eukaryota; Metazoa; Chordata; Actinopteri; Cypriniformes; Cyprinidae. The record is from RefSeq and is a predicted model, not a curated record.